This is a messenger RNA of Dermatophagoides farinae (American house dust mite), 1269 nucleotides long. RefSeq names its product putative oxidoreductase ZK1290.5. The record is from RefSeq and is a predicted model, not a curated record. Lineage: Eukaryota; Metazoa; Arthropoda; Arachnida; Sarcoptiformes; Pyroglyphidae.
UUUUUUUUUGGUUCGAUUCAAAAAAGUUCGAUAAUAGAGAAAAAAAAUUUUUUUCGAUUUCAUAUUUUGUUAGUUAUUAAUUUCUAUUCAUUCUAUAUCCGGUUGUCUGAUUGAAUCUGUUUAAUGAAAUGGACAAUAAUAAUAAUGGUGACAAUAACAAUGAAUCAUUCAAAACAAAUCAACAACAACAACAACAACAACAACAAAAAAUCACCUUGAGUAAUGGUGUUACAAUGCCAAUGAUUGGCCUGGGAACAUCACAUAGUGGUGGCUAUUCACAUUCAUGUGUUGUUUAUGCGUUGAAACAAUGUGGUUAUCGAUUAAUUGAUACGGCCAAACGUUAUGGAACUGAAGAAUUUAUUUCAUAUGCAAUUAAAGAAUGUAAUAUUGAUAGAAAUGAAUUAUUCUUGACCACUAAAUUAUGGCCAAUUGAUUGUGGAUUUGAAUCAACCAAACAGGCAUUUCGUGGAUCACUUCGUAGACUUGGUAUCGAUUAUCUGGAUCUAUUUCUAAUACAUUAUCCAGAAGUAUCAUCAAAUUGUUGUAAUGAUAAAUGGCAAACAUUAGGCGAUACAUGGCGUGCAUUCGAAUGUCUUUAUGAUGAAGGCCUUAUACGUGCCAUCGGUGUGUCCAAUUAUCAAAUUGAUGAUAUUGAAAAACAAAAUGAAUAUGGUUCAAUGAAACCAUUGGUGAAUCAAAUUGAAUUCCAUCCAUAUCAUUAUCCUAAAGAUGUUGUUGAAUAUUGUUGUGACAAUCAAAUCCAAAUACAAGGCUAUUGUCCUUUGGGUAUGGGAAAUCUUAUCAAUGAAGAACAAGUUCAAAAUAUAGCCAAAUCGAUUGGAAAAACUGCUGCACAAGUUUUAAUACGUUGGUCAUUACAACAUAAUGUACCUACCAUACCGAAAUCAACAAAAUCUGAACGUGUUAAAGAGAAUAUAUCUGUAUUUGAUUUUCAACUUAAUGAUGAACAAAUGAAAAUUCUUGAUUCAUUUGAUAAAGAAAUCAAAUAUCAAGAUAUUAGUACUAUACGUGAAAAAAUUGAUCAAAAUCUACCAGAUGGUUAUAAAUUGGAUAAAAAUCUUCGUGAAAGAUUAUUGGAAAGUUGAAAGUAAUCUACAUGUAUAAAGAGAAAAAAUUCAGAUUCAAAACACAAGAAUAAUUGAACCAGUGCUGCCUUCUAGUUUCAGAAAUGAUUGGUGGAUUUUUUUUUUUUUUUUUUUUGAACAAUAUCAAUAAUCAAUAAACAAAUUGUUGUAUUGAAAAUAUGAA